CUUGUAAGGUUCAAGGCCUUCCAGUUUUACCUGGAAGGGCACAAGUUGGCAUUGCUGUGCCUUCCAGGGAAGGUUCCCAGAUAGUUUGGGGUCUUCAAAAUGUUUGCCAAAGCAACAAGGAAUUUUCUUAAAGAAGUUGAUGAUGACGGUAACCUGAUUUCAGUAUCAAACUUGAAUGAUUCUGAUAAAUUACAACUUCUGAGUCUGGUGACUAAAAAGAGGAGAUACUGGUGCUGGCAGAGACCCAAGUACCAGUUUCUAUCUGUCACCCUGGGAGACGUACUCACAGAAGACCAAUCACUGAGUCCAGCUAGUGCUGCUGUUGGGCUGGACAUUCUCUCUUCAGCCUAUCCCGCAGCAUGGAUGCGAGGAGGCAACCUUUCUUUCAUUACCAGGAGAAAGCUCAAUCUGAAGGACCCAGUGCUGCAGCAGGUGCUGGAGAGGAGGAACGAGGUCCUGUGUGUGCUGACACAGAAGAUCGUCACCACGCAGAAGUGCGUGAUCUCUGAGCACGUGCAGAUCGAGGAGAAGUGUGGUGGCAUGGUGGGCAUCCAAACCAAGACGGUGCAGGUGUCGGCCAUGGAGGAUGGGAAUGUCAUCAAGGACUGCAACGUGGCCCUGGAGAUCCCAGCUGCCACCACCAUCGCCUAUGGCAUCAUGGAGCUGUAUGUGAGACAGGAUGGCCAGUUUGAAUUCUGCCUCCUCCAAGGGAAGCACGGUGGCUUCGAGCAUGAGAGGAGAGUCGACGACAUCUACCUGGACCCCCUGGCCUACAGAGACUUUGCGUUUGUGGACAUGCCGGAUGCUGGGCUUGGGACAUCUUCCCACCAUGGAUCUCUGCAUGCUUUAAAGCAAGUGACUCUGCGCCUGGAGAGCAAUUUCCACCCGUUCGUGGAGCUGCCGGAGCAGCAGCAGACAGCUGUGUGGCAUCUGUUGCAGAUGGUCCUGUUCGAUGAGGAAUUCCUUGUGGCCCUAGAGCAAGUGUGUGAUGAUGUGGCCAGUGGCCUCUGGUCCCCACAGGCAGCGCUGGCCAUAGGCGGGCUGAAGGCUGCUCAGCAGCAGGACUUGACCGCCUUCCUGGGGCUGGUGGGGUGCAGGGUACAGGGUGAGCGCCCUGGCCCUGAAGACCAGAUCAGCAACCAGAAACUCUUUGCCACAGCCUACUGCCUGGUCAGCGCACUAGCAGAAAUGCCAGAUAAUGUUGCCAGUCUUCUGGGUAUUUGCUGUAAGCUCCAAAUGAUUCCCACGCUGUGCUACUUGCUGCAUGCUCUGUCAGAUGAUGAGAUAUCUGAUCUUGAAGACCCAGCCUUAGCUCCUCUGAAAGACACAGAAAGGUUUGGGAUUGUGCAGCGCUUAUUUGCCUUGGCCGACAUUAACCUGGAGAGAAUGCAGUCAUCUGUGAAAGCCAUCAUCCUCAGGGACUCUCAAGUCCUCCCGCUAAUUCUCUGUAUUGCCUUGAGUGGACUUGAUGCACUAGGCAGGGAACACUAGCUGUCUGUCAGUAUAUGUUAUAGGACCAAGCCUUGGUG
Molecule: messenger RNA, 1529 nt
Organism: Dipodomys ordii (Ord's kangaroo rat)
Lineage: Eukaryota; Metazoa; Chordata; Mammalia; Rodentia; Heteromyidae
Gene: Gsdme
Product: deafness, autosomal dominant 5
Exons: 10
Coding region: 100-1491 (463 amino acids)
Biological process (GO): programmed cell death
Cellular component (GO): cytoplasm
Source: RefSeq, a predicted model, not a curated record